Messenger RNA from Oreochromis niloticus (Nile tilapia), 1381 nucleotides. Its product is annotated as interferon alpha/beta receptor 2. Gene Ontology annotation, cellular component: plasma membrane. Bases 161 to 1078 code for a protein of 305 amino acids. The transcript is spliced from 7 exons. The record is from RefSeq and is a predicted model, not a curated record. NCBI's taxonomy places the organism in Eukaryota, Metazoa, Chordata, Actinopteri, Cichliformes, Cichlidae. Gene Ontology annotation, molecular function: cytokine receptor activity; protein binding. Gene Ontology annotation, biological process: cytokine-mediated signaling pathway.
GAGCAGGGAGGGACUUCUGUGGAAACAGAAACUCAGAGCUGUACAAUAACACAUGCCCCUGUGCUGCCCUCCCCUCCCUCUAUAGGUUGUCCUCAGCCCCACAAACAGCUUAUCAGCCGCCUUGAAGCAGUCUAACUUUGGCACAGUCCAUGGACACACGAUGGGGCUGUGGAUGCUGCUGCUUCUGCAUUUACACCUUGGUAAUGCUCACUGGGGUGAAGCGACGGGCGUUUCCCUUUCUGCACCCUCCAGCGUUUCCAUCUCUUCCAUCAACUUGGAGCACGCACUCAGCUUCCAGCCGGGCCCUCAGACCCCCUCCGACGCCCGCUUCAUGGUAGAAGUCAUCCGCUCCAGAAAGCAGUCGUGGAAGCCGGUGCCGGCUUGCGUGGCACUCAGGGCGGGACAGACAUGUGACCUGACCAGAGCCUUUAAGGACCCGUUCGACCACUACGUAGCUCGUGUCCAGGCCUUCACGGCCACCCAGAGGUCCAGCUGGACGGUAUCGGACAGCUUCCAGCCGCUGUCAGACACUGUGAUUGGACCUCCUGACGUGGCGGUGUCCGGAUGUGGGAACUGUUUAAUCCUGCACCUCACACUUCCUGAAGUCUUGGCGAGCGAGCACCUGAAGGACAGCCACACGGACUUAAUCUUCCACGUACGACGAACCCGCGAUGGAGCGGAGUUCACGCUGCAUAUGCCCUACUCUGCGGAGACUGUGAUCAGCUACCUGCAGACAGGUGUGGAGUACUGUGUGACCGCCUCUGUCAGGCCUCACUUCUCCAAAGCCAUCCCGAGUGAACCUCAGUGUGCCUUCACCAGCCCUCCACCCAGAAACUUACUGUACAUGCUGGUGGUGCUGCUGGGGGCCUUCUGCGCGCUGGCGUUCCUCCUCGUGGCGUUGGUCAUCUACGGCAGCCGGCUGACCUUCAGUGUGCUGAAAACGAGACUCCCCAAAUCUCUGUCAUACGUCAUCCUGUACCGGCGAGGAAGCGCUCCGCCCGGACUCUCGCCUCAGAACUCACAUGACGACUGCUCGUCUGACCGCCUGAAGAGGAGCCACUCGGAGAAGUCUGUUUAGGAUGAGCCGGCGGAGCGGGUGUGGGGGUUCAGGUGUAAUGAUGUGUAACAAGUAUUUUAUGGAUGAUGUAGGUUUGCGUCUGUUACACCAACGCAGUGGAUUCUGGAUCAAACAAACUUUGAUUCAGUGGGCUGAACAAGCUAAGAUCAUUUUAACUCUGCCGGCUAGUCUUAAUAUUUGUAUAAAAGUCCUGCUCUGUUAGCUCUGAGCCUGAAAAUGGGGCGCGUGUAUAAAAAUGUCAAACUCCUCAACAGUUGAUGCAAUCCUUCAGUCUCACCUGGACUGUUUGAGUUCAGAUCAAAA